AAAGAGCACAAGGGCCGAAAAUUGAUACUUGAGGACAUACAUACUGUCUUUAUUUUUGAAAUGUUAGCUAAUGAACCAACCAUAACAGUUGAAGCUGUCACAGAUCAAUUUUGCCGAAAAAAAAAAAAAAAAAAAAAAAAAAAAAAAAAAAAAAAAAAACAGUCUAGUAUCAUAGAAGGGUUUAAGUUAGCAAUAAAUAGUGAGUGCAUUAACAUAUAA
Messenger RNA from Cokeromyces recurvatus, 219 nucleotides. RefSeq lists its product as uncharacterized. Lineage: Eukaryota; Fungi; Mucoromycota; Mucoromycetes; Mucorales; Mucoraceae. The transcript has a single exon. The annotation marks the transcript as partial. The record is from RefSeq and is a predicted model, not a curated record.